UUUUUUUUUUUUUUAUUAAAAUAAGUGGAAAAAUAGAAAAAAUUGAUUCCUUAAAUUAGAAUAGUCAAAAGACUAUAAGGGCAUUUUCAGUCCGUUAAAUAGUCAACUUUGGUCAAAAGGGUUAAAAUGGAAAUUCACUUAAUUUUUUUUGAUGAUAUCAUCACUUCCCUUCUAAUUUUUGGACGGACUGACCAACAAGCUAAGCAGAUGCAUCUAGCAGAGGAGGUAUGGUCAAUUUUUUAACUAAGAGGGGUGAGUCUGCAAUUUCACUAUUUAGGAGGGGUUCCAAGUGAAAUUAACCAUAUAUAUAUAUUUUCUCAAAAUCUCAAAUCAUAAUCAUCACGCAUAGUACUCCAAAUUCAAUUCAUCAAAGAUCAUUCAUUCUAGCUCCAUGGCAAAACCAUAUUCAGAACUUGGCAAACGUAGCCGAAAAAUAUCGUCGAUUGCUUCCCUUUGUUCGGCAAAACUCUUUAUCCUGUUAGCCGUCUUUGCCAUACUCUUCGUCGUUCUCCUCCACAUCCAAAUAAUUGCCUCCACCUUCGAUUUCACUCAUCAAUGGCGAAAAGCAUUAUUCACCGGUAAUUGCACUAACGGAGAUCAAGAACUCGAAUAUUCUUCCGUGGCCUCAAAACUUCAAGAAUCGGUCACUUUCCUCCCUCUCAAGGACCUCCGAUACUCGAGCAAACCCCUCCAAGGGCACACAUGGUUCAUGAGCUCCAUGCAAGAUACACAUGAAGAGGGCCAAGUGAAAUACCAAGAAUACCCCUCGAAAGCAUCGAAAGGUAGGGUUUUGUGCAUAAAAGGCAACGACACACAUGAUGGUUCAUGGAAUUCAUAUGCACUUGCAUGGCCUCAUGCACUACCCCGCAACGCAACCCUAAUGAAGGGCAUCACUUUCGUCUCGUACAAUCACUAUAAUUACGAUAAUAUCUGGCACGGUUUGUCUGCGGUCGUCCCUUUCGUCGCGUGGCGUUUACGUAAUAAUAAUAAUUGUUCUUCUUCUUCUCCGGCAAGAUGGGUUUUGUACCAUUGGGGUGAGUUGAGGACUACAAUGGGACCUUGGUUGAGUUCUUUAAUGGCGGCCGCUUUCGGCGAGCCGUUGAACAUCGAAAAAUUCGACGGUCGUGUUUCUUCUCCGGCGGCGGCGGUGUGCUUUGAGAGGGCGGUGGUGAUGAGGCACAACGAAGGUGGGAUGUCUAGAGAGAGAAGAUUGGAGGUGUACGAUUUCUUGAGGUGCAAGGCAAGAAUAUUCUGCCACGUCAGCAUGGAGAGGCGGCGGCGGGAUGAUGAGAUUGGAAUGACGAUGUUGAUGAGGAAUGGGGCGAGGUCGUUCAAGAACCAGACGGCGGUGGCCGGAAUAUUCCGGGAGGCGUGCCGGAAAGUGGAGGGGUGCCGUCUGACGGUGGCGUACGCCGGCGAGCUGGACUUCUGCGGGCAGGUGAAGCUGAUGAAGUCGACGGACGUUUUGGUGUCGCCGCACGGGGCGCAGUUGACGAACAUGUUUCUGAUGGAUAGAAACAGCACCGUUAUGGAGUUUUUCCCCAAAGGGUGGCUGAAGCUCGCCGGAGUCGGACAGUACGUGUACCACUGGAUAGCUAGCUGGUCGGGGAUGAACCACGGCGGCGCGUGGAGGGACGAUACAGGCGGCGAUGGAGAUGGAGAUGUCGUGUGCCCGUUUGACGAGAAUGACCGGCGGUGUAUGUCGGUGUACAAGAAUGCGAGGAUUGGAUACGACGAGAGGUAUUUCUCUGAAUGGGCUGAAAAAGUGGCGCGUGGUGUCAAGUUGAGAAAGGCGGAGGAGCAGAUGUUGGAGAAGAAGACGACGACUAGUUCUUCCUGUGGUUGUUGACCCAUGCCAUGGCAAAUUGCGUUUUUAAUAUUUUUUAUUUUUUUUAAAUUAUU
This is a messenger RNA of Erythranthe guttata (spotted monkey flower), 1902 nucleotides long. RefSeq lists its product as uncharacterized. The record is from RefSeq and is a predicted model, not a curated record. Gene Ontology annotation, molecular function: glycosyltransferase activity. Lineage: Eukaryota; Viridiplantae; Streptophyta; Magnoliopsida; Lamiales; Phrymaceae.